CCGUAACGUUCGGCCAGUGCCACGACCACGAUGGUGGGCUGGUGAAGAACGAGGAGCGCACAACAACCCAGCCGACCGGAGUGCGGAAUAAAUCCCAGCCCCAUUCCCAGCACAAGCAGACCUCCACAUCUCCAUGGAAUUUACAAGCCGUCCUCCUCCUCCUCCUAGAUAGCCAGCCCAACCCCCAAGGAAUUUCGUGCCCAGAACCGCCCGCUCCUAAUCUAACCUCGGGAGCUGCGAUCCGGUCUGCUUCGCGCUCGUAGGAGCAGCAUAUCUCCAUCGUCAUCACCAGUUUAGUCGUCGUCCUCGCAGGGAGUUCACAUGGUCUGCUGGUCUGACUCUGACUGUGGGGAGCAGCAGGCGUAAAUCUUCUUUGCCACCGCGACCGACCCCGGGUCCCGGCCCCGGCAAAAGUCCUCCUGCCUGCCGUUGCAUCUUCUCCGGCCGUUUCGGCUUUUCUCCCCCGCUGCCGCCGCAGAAAGCUCUCGAGCUCGCAAUCAAAUCUUCUUGCACUUUUCGCCCAGCCUUCCCCCCUCCUCUCUCCGGCUCUCCGCAGGCACUAGUAACUGCCCUGCUUCCUUAAAACCGGAGGGCAGUUACUCUGCCGCCAUUAAGCCCUGCUCCGGACCUCCGGUUUCCACUCUCUCGCCUCCGGCGGUCACAAUCCUCGCCUGCCCAUCCAGCGUUGAGCACCGAAGAAGAAAGAUAGCAGGGAAGGAGGAGGAGGAGGAGUAAAAGGGGACAGCUCUCUCCUUGACGCCUCCCCCUCUGCCCCUCCCCGUUCGGGAAACCUACCACCGAUUGCUCUCGCUCGCUCAGGUCCCGUCCCCAUCCGUCCACCCAUCCAUCGUCGUCUUCCUCCUCCCGAUUUCUCUUUCGAGGUCGGGUGAAAAGCUGCUUCCUCUUGUCUCUUCCUCCACAGGGUAGCGAGCGGAGCUUCUUGCGUCUUGGCUUUGAUUCUUUCCUGGCCCCUCUCAUCUGAUGGCUCCGGUUUAGGUCCCGGGUCCUCCUCACCUAAUCUUGUUUCUACUCCCGGUUGGUACCGCCAGCAGCCCCGCCCGCCUGCCUUGCCGGUCCAAGCAAUCCAUCGAUCUACCCUCCCUCCCUCCCUACCUACAUAGCCAGCCAGCCUCCACGCACACCUCCUCAGGCUUCUCCACAGUCACUUCAGACAUCAGACUUCAGACCAGUCCAUCUCACUGCUCUUUCCCAGAGCCUUCCUUCUCCGUGUGCUGGUUGCUGGGAGGUUAGGAGGCAGUGCUUGCUUGCUCGCUCGCUCGCUCGCUACCUUCAGGGGAGGGAGGCUUCGGAUGCUGCGCGUGCUGAUCGGCCCCUCAGAGGAUAAGAAGAACUUGCUCUGUUCUUGCUUGGACACCAAUCUCUGCUUCAACUGCUGCAUUUACUUUCAUGUAAUCAAGAUCAGAUUUUCCAGCAUUAACUAGAUUUUUGGUUCUUUGGCGAAGAUGGAGCUCGUCUAUUUGGAAAGGAGAAAUGGAUUACGCGGCGACAGCGCCGCUCCAGAGUUCAGUGGAAGGUCAGAAGAUGACCAUCAUCAACACCUGCCGGUUGUUGCACCUGAGGUUCAGUCUGAUCUGGCUCUGGUAAACUACAGGCAGACAUUUCCAUUAGAUGAGAGGAAGAGCAGGAGCUGCCAGUCAUGCCACAGGUCACCAUGCUGCUGCGGUGGCGACGCGCCUCGCCUGGACUUGUGCCCGACGCUUCCUGCCAAGAUGAUGAUCUUGGAGUUCCUGAUAAGAAGCCUGAGGCACCCAACAAGAACCCACAACGUGACUGAUCUCGACGACUUGAUCAGCGGCGGAGCCGGCACCGGGGAUGUCACUCUGGGUCCUUCGGACAAGAUGAUGCUGGACUCCUUACAUGCGCUGGUGAACGCCAAGACAAGACCGCCAAAGAGUCCCUCUUUCUUCCUUCCGGGGGCCAAGAUGAGGAAAACCAGGUCAAGAUCACACACCAUAACACAGUCAGAGAUACUGAAGCUGAUUUCCCCGGAGACAUGGGAGAUGUCCUCCCCCGGGGCAUCGUCGCCGUCGAAGAGAAGCGCGGCGGAGCUCGCCGCGCAUGAGGGCACGGCGCCUUCUUGCUCCGGCACGGCAUGUCUGAGGUCAAGUCAGCCUGGUCUGUCCUCAUACCCACCACCAUCAUCAUCUCUUAGUGCAGGCCUUCUGCAAUGUAUAUGGAAAGAUGGGCUCCCUCACUUUGAACUGUCACUGGACAAUCCUAUGGCGAUGUACACUGCAAGCCCUGUCAAGAAGCCACAUGGCGACGGCAAAGCCUCCGCCACCGACUAUGUCUACCUGUUCCAUUCAGACGAACAAGGGAAGAAGGACUGGAUGGGGAACUACUCGAGCGGCGUGUCGAAACUCGUCGGCAAGAUGAAGGUGUCAAGCUCUCUGGUGCUGGGCUCAGACGGGUCAGGCUGUGUGGAGACUGAGUUUGUCAUGUAUGGCUCCCCUGAUGACUACCUGAGGCAGAUGCAGAGCGCCUACAGUGCUGCAAAAGGCAAGGGGCUGGUGAAGAGGGUGGCAGAGAUCAUGAGGUCGCCCAAUGCUUCCUCCAGCCCGAAACAUGCUGCAUGGGGAAGGUUUGGCAGGCCUUCUUCCCCGCUGCGGUUCGACGACGAUGUGCGCGAAAUGCUCGACGCCGAACCGGGCGGCGCUGGAAAGGCGACAGGGUUGGUGAGCCUCGCCGCCGACGAUCUGCCGGCCAACCAGGAGGUGGCGGCGAUCGUGGUGAGGGAGCGGCGGGAAGAGCCGGCCGUCGUCGGCGGCUGGGGCCUCAAGUUCCUUGAGAAGGCCGAAGGAGCCGCUCAAUCAGAGAGCAGGAAUAAGAAGGCAAGGUGGUGCAUAAGCGCCAUUGUCCCAAGAGGCUACCACGGCGGCGUGGCUUCCGGGACUGGCGGCCCGUCGGGGCUCGUCGAGCGGUGGCGGAACGGCGGCCGCUGCGAGUGCGGCGGGUGGGACCUCGGCUGCCCCAUCAGAGUGCUGAGCAACGACGGCGGCGUGUCGUCGUCGCCUGAGGACGGUGCCAAAUCGGUGGAGCUGUCACCAACGGGGGCGAGGAGCGGCGGCGAGCCGGCGGUGAGGCUGGUGAGCGUCACUGAGGGCCUCUACAUCCUCUACUUCGACGCCGGCGUGGUCUCGCCGCUGCAGUGCUUCGCCGCCGGCGUAGCAGUGGUCCACAGCCAGGCGCCCCAGCUCCACCCAAAACUGUGAACCGUUUGUAGUUGGGUUGAAGAAACUGACCUUCUUGUAAGAUUGUUGACUUUCUCCUGAGAGAUAUGGCAGGCAAGUGCCCUAGAGCUCGGGCUGUUAAUUCAUCAGCUUUUCUGGAUGAAGGCUGAAAGCCUGAAACUGUAGGAAUCACAGCCCAUGUAAAAAAAAUGGUGCCGAUAUAAAGUGCACAGAUUUAUUCA
Molecule: messenger RNA, 3433 nt
Organism: Triticum aestivum (bread wheat)
Lineage: Eukaryota; Viridiplantae; Streptophyta; Magnoliopsida; Poales; Poaceae
Exons: 4
Coding region: 1464-3233 (589 amino acids)
Source: RefSeq, a predicted model, not a curated record